CGGCCCGGCGAAGAAGGCGUUGCGCUUGCAUGGAUGUGAUUAAGGUGUCUAAGCAAUACCUCCAGGGCAUGGCGGUGGGGUACUCCAGCCCAAAGCUGACCCUGCGCAUCGGUGAUGGCUUUGAGUUCAUGCAGCAGAACCAAGAAGCCUUUGAUGUGAUUAUCACAGACUCCUCCGACCCUGUGGGUCCUGCCGAGAGCUUGUUCAAAGAAUCCUACUACGAGCUGAUGAAGACAGCUCUGCGAAAGGAUGGCAUCCUCUGCUGCCAAGGCGAGUGCCAGUGGCUGCAUCUGGAUCUCAUUAAGGAGAUGCGUCAGUUCUGCAAGUCUCUGUUCCCUGUGGUGGAGUACGCCUAUUGCACAAUCCCUACCUACCCCAGCGGGCAGAUUGGCUUCAUGCUGUGCAGUAAGAAUCCAAACACAAACUUCCGGGAUCCCGUGCAGCAGCUCUCACAGCAGCAAGUGGAAGAGAUGAACCUCAAGUACUACAACUCAGACAUCCACCGGGCUGCCUUCAUCCUGCCUGAGUUUGCACGGAAGUCUCUAGGACAGACCAGCUCUUCGCUAGAGACCCUGCACAAGGGGUUGGCUGGGCAGCAGAUGCUGGCACGAACCGAGGGCAUGAGCAUGGGAGUGGUGAUGCUCUGAGAUGAACAUCCGCCCGCGCUGCCCAAGGGUUCGCCUAUGUUUUGAACUGUCGGUGCUCCAAGUGUGCUGCCAGUCCUGAAGGUGCCGCUCCCCAGAAGGAGACGCCCUCAGUGUAUCCCAGGAACCAGGGGCACCGCUGCAUGCCUGCUGAUGCUGUAACUGUGUCCAGCCACCCAGCCCAGUCCUAGUAGAGAGCAAAGCCUCUUGCUGUUUCUCUGGGCCCCAAACCGACUUGUUGCCUCCGGGCUGCCUGCAGGAGCUGAGCAACGUGUGAGGCUGGGAUGCCGCUUCCUCCCUCGAGCUGGACCCCAGGACCUUCAGCGGUGCCGCACAAGGACUGUCCCAGCAGGCUACAGACUCUUCCCCGAGCCCUGGGAUUUCACCCUUCGCCAGCCAACAUUCCUUUUGACGACGCGUUCGAGAUGGCAGGGCAUGAGCCAGAUGAGACUCGGUGCUCCAGCGGCUUGUUGCUUGGGGUCAAAACUGUUCUUUCCAGUACUGGGAAUGUAAGAUGUCUCCUCCCUCUGUUCCUGCUCUCUUCCCUUCCCCGGCCCUGCCCCCAGCUCACACGGUGUAUUUAUAACUGACAUGUAUUUCUGUCUAGCAAUCUUCUGCCACUUGGGAACGGUCCAGAAGGUUCACUAACCGCCUUAAGCACAGGGAAAGGGGUUUGUGCAAGGAGCCAGCCUGCUCUCUUUUCAGAGAGCUCUGCUGCUGAGAUAUUGUUACUGGUAACAGGCCCAAACUGUUGCUACACUCCCUUCUCCUGGGACUUCUGGUGCCCACUCCAUGGUUUACUUGGCAGAGUUGCGCUUCGUCCAGUCUGUUGCCAUUCACAAUAGGUAUCCCUCCAAUCCUGGUGGAAAAGCAGUAUUAAAUACCAGCCCACUGGCUGGUAGCGAAGUUUAGUGAUUUUUUUUUUUUUAAUUGGUCAAAAAUAGUGCCGAGGUACUAACAAGGGAGAUGCCUGCUCUAAUCCCUGCCAUCGGACCAAUUCCAAAGAAUGUUCCUCCAUCUGGCAAAAGGCGCUUUGAUAUAAUAUAUAAAUUAUACACCUUAGAUCCAUUGCCUCGUGCACAGCAGCCAUGACUGAAGACAGGAGCCAGCCUCUCGCAACGGCCACUGUCUCUUAGCCAUGGUUGGAAGACUUGGGCCCGGGGAGUUGUUGGUCUUUGGGAAGAUGUAUUGGGACAAGGGAGUUCUUACCCAAGCUCCUCGGCUUCAUGGCGUGUCCUUUUGGGGUCGCGCGGGCUCGGUUCCACCUCCUGGGUCCUCGUUCUGAGCUCCGCACCACCGCUGCACAGUCGGGAUCCUCCCCCAGUACUGUCACCAUGCGGUUGUUGCUCCCUUGCAGUCAAUUAAAUGGUUGGCUCUGGUUGGUAAGGUGACAAUCUGGUGGGUCUGUGUGUUUCUUUGGUGGGAGCAGAGGUGCCCCCGACUGAGCCUGUCCAGAUGGACUGGCUUCUCCCCACCCUCUGGCCUCCGGGAAGAUUAAGCCGCAUUGAAGAUUCUCUGUAAAAGAUGUAGAUGCACGUUUUGUCACAAGCCUACUUCAUACUA
Messenger RNA from Alligator sinensis (Chinese alligator), 2207 nucleotides. It is a transcript of the gene SRM, whose product is annotated as spermidine synthase. The transcript has 6 exons. Gene Ontology annotation, molecular function: spermidine synthase activity. Bases 30 to 647 code for a protein of 205 amino acids. Gene Ontology annotation, biological process: spermidine biosynthetic process. The record is from RefSeq and is a predicted model, not a curated record. Gene Ontology annotation, cellular component: cytosol. NCBI's taxonomy places the organism in Eukaryota, Metazoa, Chordata, Crocodylia, Alligatoridae.